Messenger RNA from Nakaseomyces glabratus, 1779 nucleotides. RefSeq names its product Rpd3L histone deacetylase complex subunit DEP1 (gene DEP1). The record is from RefSeq and is a predicted model, not a curated record. Gene Ontology annotation, biological process: negative regulation of transcription by RNA polymerase II. Lineage: Eukaryota; Fungi; Ascomycota; Saccharomycetes; Saccharomycetales; Saccharomycetaceae. Gene Ontology annotation, molecular function: histone deacetylase binding. Gene Ontology annotation, cellular component: Sin3-type complex.
AUGGAGAAUAGAGAAUUAGAGAAGGAGCCCAUGGAGGAUAGAAUUCCUGGAAAUGAGGCGAUAGAGGAAGAUCAAGAGAGUGUUUUGUCUAAUAUUGACUUUAACGGACAAGACGGCGAGGUGAUCACCAUGAGAAGCGAGCUGAACUUGUCUGAAUACUGUGUGAGCAGCGAUGCUGACACUGAGAAGAUGGAUGACGACGAUGAUGAUGGUAAACACCCGCCUUUGAAAGAGUUAGUAGUGGAUGCUGAGACACUCAGUAGAAAGCGCAGUUUAGAUGACGAUGCGACCGAAGAUGUAUUUGAAGACAAGAAGCCCAAGUUAGAGCAAGUUGAAGCUUCCGAAGUAAACAAUGAGAAUCAAGGUAACGACAACCACACAGAAACGAAUGAUUCAGUUCCUGUUGAACCAAUUAGUAGUCCGCUGAAUACGAUGGAAGGUGUAAAACCUCCAGUAAUACCCUCAGAGAAUACCACAGAGCUCCGGACUGCUGAUCAGGCAUCAAAUGAGAUCAGUGUACCUGACAAAGAGACUGAAGAAUCAACACCAAUGGGUACGGAAGAACGGUUAAAUGAAGAGAAAGAUACAUUAGAACAUCAAUCCAAUGAAAAACCAAAAAGUGCAGAGCCGGUACCUCAGCCGGAAGAAGUAAGUAAUGAUCUGGCGGACACAGAUACCGUAAUUGGCACAGAGUCAAAGCAAUCGGAAGAUCAACUUCAUGAUGUUGUGCCAGAAGAACCAACAGACCCUAACUCUGCUCCCGACAAUGUUGAAGCUCCAGUUGAAGCUCCAGUUAAAGCCGACAUUACAAAAGAGAAUACCGAUGCAGAUGAAAAUGGCCCUGAAGAAAGCGAAGUUAAAGAAGGUGAGAAAGAAGAAGAAGGCAAUGAUGAAGAGGCAGCGAACAAUAUUGACGAGGAUGAAGGUGCUGUGGGUGAUGCUGACGAUGAUGAGGAUGAGGAUGACGACAUUGAUGAGGAUGAAGAAGACGAAGAGGAUUCACAGACGGUAGACAAUGUUGAGACAAGUGAUUCUUCGAAGAAGAAGAAGCGCAAGAAGAGUUCCAUCUUGCCUAUGGUGCUGGAGGAGCGCAGACAACAGGCGCUGAAAGAUAUAACUGAGAUAGAGCACAGUUUUGCUGAGCUGAGACAGAAGCUUUAUGAGAACAAGCUGAGGAGGCUCGAAACAGAGUUACAAAUGUGUGUUGAGGGCUCACACCCGGAGUUGCAUGAGUACUACGAGAAGAUAUCCAAGCUGCGUGACUUUAAGCUACACAGGACGUACCAGAGACAGAAGUAUGAGUUGAAAUGCAUAGACAUCGAGACCAGGGCCACACGUACUAUGAUCCACCAAAACUUCCUGCGCUGCGUCAACGAGCUCAGAUCGCAACUGCUGCAGGACACCACGACUAAGUGGUACGACAUCAACAAGGAGAGACGUGACAUGGACAUAAUUAUUCCCGACAUCAACUACCACGUCCCUGUCAAGACCGCCAACAAGACACUGAGCUGCAUCACUGGCUACGCGGGACCCGCACAGCCCAGACGUUACCUCGGCGAACCCUUAUCCGAGGACCUCGAAUGCGAGAACAUCUCUUACCGCUACAACGGCAACCCAGUCGACAAGCUCGAAGUUAUUGUGGACAGAAUGCGCCUGAACAACGAGCUGAGCGACCUCGAAGGGCUCAAGAAAUACUACCACGCCUUCCCGGGGGCACCUUCCCUCUCCACACUACGUGACUCAGAGAUACAAGACGACUUCAACUACCUGAGACAGUAA